AACCCUUUAAAUUGGAUCCCAAAAUGACUCACAAGAAGUUGAAGAUCUCCAAUGAUGGAUUGCAGAUGGAGAAGGAUGAAAGCUCUCUAAAGAAGAGCCAUACCCCAGAGAGGUUUAGUGGCACAGGGUGCUAUGGGGCAGCAGGAAAUAUAUUCAUUGACAGUGGCUGCCACUAUUGGGAGGUGGUCAUGGGUUCCUCAACAUGGUAUGCAAUUGGCAUUGCCUACAAAUCAGCUCCAAAGAAUGAAUGGAUUGGCAAGAAUGCCUCCUCAUGGGUCUUCUCUCGCUGCAAUAGUAACUUCGUGGUGAGACAUAACAACAAGGAAAUGCUGGUGGAUGUGCCCCCACAGUUGAAGCGUCUGGGUGUCCUCCUGGAUUAUGACAACAAUAUGCUGUCUUUCUAUGACCCAGCUAACUCUCUCCAUCUUCAUACUUUUGAUGUGACCUUCAUUCUUCCAGUUUGUCCAACAUUUACAAUCUGGAACAAAUCCCUAAUGAUCUUGUCUGGCUUGCCUGCCCCAGAUUUUAUUGAUUACCCUGAGCGGCAGGAAUGCAACUGCAGGCCUCAAGAAUCCCCUUAUGUUUCUGGGAUGAAAACCUGUCAUUAAGUUUCAGGAGAGCAUAUAAUUCAUCAGCUCUCUAGUUCAGCAAUUCUUCCCUCCUACACCUAAGUUAGCGUUCAAUAUAUGAGAUACAAAAUAAAGUUUGUUUGAAGCAUCCAAAAUAACUAGAUACUGCAGAUUUAAUUUUUGUGCAUUAAAGCUUAUAUUUGAAUUAAUAUAUUGAGUUUCUCAGAACAAAUUAUCUGAGUAGUCUGCGUUCAAGCCAUUGGAGAAAAAUUUAGAAAAUGCCUCUGUUGUCAUUGGAGAAUUAAAAGUUCCCAGUGAUUUAGGAAAAUAAAUUAUAUUGGAAGCAAUUAGGGUAAUUCUAGUUAAAUAAUGUGGAAAGAUGUCCUGAAUAAGGGGCUAGCCAGCCAGAAGAGGGGGGUGGUCAGCCUUUCUAGUACUGGCCAGUUUGGCCAUGUAGAAUUUUGAACGGUGUCAAAUUAUCACAUACUAUAUUUUACUUUUGAUGAAAACCUAUCAUCAAGGUUUUGUUAGGAAACCAUGAAUGUGUAUAUGUAAUAUAUAAAGUGAACAUAUAUAUAUAUAUACUUUAUAUAUAUUCACUUGCAUAUGUAUGUAUAUGUAUAUUCACUUUAUAUAUUAUAUAUACAAAAAAACUUUCUUUUUUUUCCAAACACCAACUCAAACUAGAACAUAAAACUUUUUAAUUUGCUCCUUCGAGUGAGAAAUAUACUGGAAGGGAAAAUAAGUUACACCAUCCAUUUUUGUCCCCUAAAGGAAACAUCAAAAUCAAUCAACAUUUCUUUCUUCCCUCUAUCCAUCAUUGCCCUCCUCCCUCUUGUCAUGCAUACAUACACAUGCAACCAUGAUAUAGAUAAUGGGAAGAACUCUAUUGGAUUAGGAGAGAUUUGCAGACAAGAUUGCACAAGAGAUGCUGUUGCUGGACAGAAAAUCGAUCCAGGUAGAAGUGAUGCUACCUACUUGAGGAUGGCCUUCCGAAUUGUUAAAAAUUCUGUCAUAGACUAUUUAAAAAACAGUUUUACUACUCCCAAGUACAUACAGUUAUGAGAAUUAGGCUUUUAAAAAGUUGCAGAGUGAAGGCUCUUUAGGAACCUACCUUACUUAAUCAGUAAAAAUGGCGUAUUAUUGAUGCACCAACUAUUCACAUAUAAAUGUACUUGCAUUUUCAGAUAAAACACUUCUGAAGUACUUAAGAAUGUCUGAAAACAGUUUGUUUUCUUAAAUGGGAUAAAUAAUCAUUCCUUUUGCAAUCUUGUUUACAGUAUUCAUUGGCUUAGCCAAUCACUCCAUGCAAAUGCAGACAUAAACUUCAUCCCAGUCCUGACCAGUAUAGUUGAAGGAAAUGGAGCCUUGUGGUCUAUGAUUUUUUAAAAAUUUCCAUUGAAGGGAUUGGGGACGUCAGAGAACCAGAGCUUUCUCCUUUCCAGGAGCUAAGAUGGCUUCAGAAGUGUUCUCCUCGUAUUUGUGAAAAUAUUACUGCUGUAAAAUUACAAAGUGGUAGCUGUAACAACUCCCCCAGAUUGGAGACUUGAAAUGUCAAAACUCCCCUCUUCCUUUCCCCUAGUUUGGUGGAUGCUUAUUUAUUAAUUCAUUCAAUAAACUAUUAGAUGCCAGGUACCAAACUACUGCCAUGGGAGUGCACAUAUUAAUAAAAUGCUCUACCUGCUGCCAAUGGCUUACUAUUCUGUGGAAGAAACAAAGUAUAUAAUCCUCCCCAAUAACAGUUAUGUAUUGUUUGUUCACUUAAUGUGGAAAGCAAGACUGAUGCAGACACACAAGGAAGGCUCAAAAAUAUAAAUCUAGCAGCAACGUCAUCUUUUUUGGUUUUAAAGACCAUAUGUACUUACUGCUAAUCAGGAAAUGAGCAGCCUCAGUAAAAUUCAUCAGUGCUGGUAAAUAGCUUGCUGUAGUGGAAAGCUCAUAACCUUUGGAUUCAAAUGAUCCUAGUUUUUCUACCAUUUAUUAGCGUUGUGACCUAGGACAAGUACCUCACUUCUCUGAGCCUCUGUUUCCUCCUCUGUAAAAUAAUGUCUACUUCACAAGGCUGUUUCUAAGGUUAAAAAAGAUAGCAUAUGUAAACUGUCUAGCUCAGCACUUGACAUUUCUUAAGUGUGCCAUAAAUAUUAAUCUCUUUCCCUACCCCCAGCUCCAAUACAGUGUAGCAGUGCUUUAAAAUGUGUGUCUUUCAUUUCUCAGUCACCUUUGUCUCUUCCCUAGGGCCUGUCCCCAAAUUCUUAAACAAAAAAAUGAUUUUUUUUUCCUCUUCAUAAAACUUUUCACUGGCUCCCUUAGCACCCAGUAGAAGGUCCCAACUCCUUAGAGUUUGGCUUUUCAUGUCCCUGUUUGCUUACACAGCUUCAUCUUUUGCCACUUUCCCCCUCACAUUGAUUAAGCUAGCCAAGUUUAACUAUUUACACAAGUUAUUCUCUGGGCCUGCAGCAGAAACAUGAUUAACAAUUUUAAUGCCCAGAGUAAACAAGAAAUUUUUCUUAAAUUAAAGGAAUAGUGUGAAAAUGCUGUAAGUACAGAAAAUGCAACCUCCAUCCCAGUAGAACAAUUUCCUUUGCCUUGUCCUUUGCUCUCCAAAGCUGUUCACUUAUUGUGGUGUUUUUUAUAUUUUAGUGCCCUGGGACAAAGCUCUAAUUUCCCCACCCUACUUUUGACUCUAUCCUGGACUACCUUUCCUCACUUCUAUCUCUCUCAACCAGAUUAACUCUUUAUUCCCUAGACUGGAUGAUAUGUCCCUCUUUGGAGAUCCCAUGACACCCCAAGCAUCCCCCUCUCUCAGCAAUAAUCACAUUGUAUAGCAGUGUUUUUCAAAGCAUGGUCCUCACACCACCUAUGUUAGAAUCACCUUUAGUGUGUGUCAGAACAAUUGAUUUUGGGUUCCCACUCCUGACCUAACCAGAAUAUCUGAGAAUAUAGGCAGGAAUUUACAUUUUUGACAAGCUCCUCAUGAUUUUGAUGCACAGAAAAUUUUAAUGUAUAAUCAUCUUCCCUACUAGACUGAACACCUUGAGGGGAAGGACUGUGUCUUUUGUUGUUGUUAUAUUUUUAAUACCUGGCACAGUGCCUGGAACAUUAGCUUGCCUAAUGUUUAUUGAAUGAAUGUACCAAUGAAAAACUGAAUUAUGAAAGUUUCCCUUUUGUACUCUCAUGUUCAUAGUGAUGUUUGUUACUUCCUGGGCAGAAAAGCUUGGUUACUACUCCAUUUGAGCUGUAUUAAUUCUAUUUUGCAGAAGUAUCAAGGCUCCUACAUAAUAAAUGAUCAUUGUCCUCCUCAAAAACUCUUUGGCAGUUAUCUUGGGGAAAUGUCUUUGGAGCAUAUGGCACCAUUCUUUUCAGUAACAUUUCAAUCUUGUCAAACUUUGUUCUUUGAAGGUGGAUAUACAUUUUGGUUAUAGCCAAAAAUCACUCAGAGCUAAGCCUACUUAGAAAAGUGGAGAAUUAAACUGGGUUUGGAGUAAGCAAUGAAGUUUAACUCUGAAGUCCCAAUUUCUGAGCCAAACAGUGAAAAAUGACUUCUAAGAUACAACGUGGUGGCAAAGUAUUCAGUGGGGGUGUGAUGGGCCCCAGAUAUUUACUUCAGUUAACUUGACUUUUAUAGAAUCCUGGCACUGCCAUGGACCUUAAGAGAAGUAAUUGGCUACCUCUAGCUAAACCCAGCUGGACAAAGAGAAUAGGACCUGUAGUUAACAUUUUCAAAGAAGGUGACUCCAUAAGCUUUUGUUGUUGUUGCUCUACUCAACCUGUUCUCCACAACCGUUUCUACCAGAAGAUUAUUUUAUGUCUGCAAUUUAUGCUUGUUUCCACUUUUUAUAUUGUCUUACUGAAGAAAGCACAAAAAUAAUCAAAAAUAAAGUAAAACCUGUUUUGAGAGUGUGAAAGAAAUUUUAAUGCCACAUUGAGGUUCUGGCUACUUGUAAGUAAGAGUAACUGCAUCUGGAUGUGUUUUUAUUAUACAAUUCAAUGUGUAUCUUUGGAUGCAGUGAAAUUCAGAUUGCAGCAAAAUCACUUAUCUGUUCCUUUUGGCUAAAACACACUAGGUGAAUUUUCUAAACUUCCAUGGUUUACAUAUUUAUAUAUGACUACCAAGAUGGAGCAAUCCACGGAUAGACUUUUGAAUAAACCCAAAUAUUUGAUACUGCUUCCUCCAAGGAAUGGAGAAUGUCAGGCAGGUAGGUAAGAACCACUCCUACAGUUAUUUCUAGCUCCUGAAGCCAGCUGCAGCCUUGGAACCAAUGGCUAUAUUUGGCUGUGUGUUACAGGUUGGCCAAACUGAUUGCCAUCAGGUCAGGCAAACUGCCUUUUAUGGUAUAGUCUGCCAGAUUCAGACAUAUGCUGUGUUGUUGUUAUUGGCUAGACUAUUUAUUAGACUAUUGUUGGACUAUUUUUUAUCAAAUGCUUUACCACACGACUGUUUGUAUUGGGAGCUCUGGACCAACAGCGUCUCUGCUAGUGACAGAAAUAUGAGCAUCUGUGGAUUACACAGCCUCAUCCCUCUCUACAAUAUCCCAGUCCAUCCGAAAUGCUAUAUUAUGAAUUAAAUAAAUAUAUAUGUAUUCAUGAA
Messenger RNA from Piliocolobus tephrosceles (Ugandan red Colobus), 5157 nucleotides. RefSeq names its product probable E3 ubiquitin-protein ligase MID2. NCBI's taxonomy places the organism in Eukaryota, Metazoa, Chordata, Mammalia, Primates, Cercopithecidae. The record is from RefSeq and is a predicted model, not a curated record. The coding region runs from base 24 to 608 and encodes 194 amino acids. Gene Ontology annotation, cellular component: microtubule. Gene Ontology annotation, biological process: protein localization to microtubule. The transcript is spliced from 2 exons. Gene Ontology annotation, molecular function: microtubule binding.